GUGUACAUCAUUCGCGCUUUUCAUCGCUAUAUUGCUGAUUGGCUGUAAAUUUUACCGCGCACUUGUAUUGUGCGUGAGUGGAAAAGAAAGAAAUAAAAAAACAAUUACAUAAACGUAAACGUGCGCUGGAGACUGGAAGGACUGGAGCCGCCGCUGGAUUUUGGAUGCUAGUACGCUAGUACUAGUAAAAAAACAAACACCGGAUCGAACGCUGGAGAAUUUGCAAACGAAUGUGUUAUUUGUGUAGUGAUUCAUCAAUUUCAAGAAUACAUGGUUAUUCGAGAAAUUCCUCGAAAAUUUAUGAAAUCGGACAUCGUUAGUAAAAUCCGAAAAACGAAAAAUGAGUCUUUCAUCGGAUGAUGAGAGUUCAGAUAGUAGCGGAGCUGAGUAUCUCAUUCAGCCGGGCAAGUUGAACUUGGAGAGUUCGUUUUUCAAACGAUCAACUUCGAACACUACAAAAUCAUCAGACACCAAUAAAAUCAACGAAGUCAGUGAUUCCUCAGAUUCUGACGAUGAUUUCCAUUGCGUUGAUGACGAGAAAGAUUCAGCUACGCUUCUGGCCGAGGUGAUGAAAAAUUUGGAAAACGCGAAUAAAACGAAUGCUUCGAUCGUCGAGAAUAACGUAAAAGAGGAAAAAGAAGGUUUGAAAAAGGAAUCGCCAAAAAAGGAGGAUAAACAUGUUCUCUCCAACGAAAUUGCAAAUCUUUUGUUACAAGGUGAAACAGGCACUUCGUCCUUUGUACCCAGUUCAAAUGAAGACGUUGAGGAGACGAAACCUCUGGAAUAUACAAUUCCGAAGGAAGGUGUUAACAUCAUCCUUCCUGGAACAGAUAUGAUGUUCCGGCGACAAAAAAAAAGCAACAGUAGCAUAGAAGAUGUGCUGAGAAGAAAAAUUAAUCAAAGACUCCGUUCCAAUCAAAUAUACAUUCAUAAAACUGGUCUUUUGUGUUGGUUAGCCCAUGGUUUUCAUCUCAACAAACAAAUCAACGACGCCGAAGUCCUUGCCACUGCACUUUCCCUUGUUCCUUCCACAAGCUAUCCCAAAGGCCGUACCGAUCUCAAGUACCUGGAACAGUUCACUAAGUGGUUUAAAAAUUUGAUUACAAUUGAGUUCAAGGAAGUUGACGAAGCUGUCAAAAAAGAAACUUUACUAGUGAGACUGAAAGAAAAAAAAGUACAUAAUUAUCGAGAACUGGUCCUCUUAUGUAUUGCCACUCUUCGAGCGAUCGGUCUCACCUGCAGACUGGUCAUAUCUAUGUGCCCACCUCCUUUGAAACCAAGCGGUCACCAACUUUUUCAAAAACCCAAGUCUGAAGUGAAAGAUGAGAAAAAUAAUGAGAAACCCAGCAGGACUAGUGCUGCUAAGAUUUCAAAGCAAGGCAAAAGGAGCAGCAAAAAUGAAAAAAUGAGAAGCGGUGCGCAGGAAUCCAGUUCGAAGAUCAUACCUGAAAACAGCAGUGUAGUUGAUGAAGGUUUGAAAACAGAUGCGAAAAAGCGAGCUGCAAGCAUUUUAACUAAAUUUGCGAAUACACAGAACAAAAAAUCAAUCAAAACACUACUUAAUCAGAAAAGUAGUACUUCGGGUACUGUCAAGAGUCCGGAUAAGAAAGGGAAUAGCGGUGACAGCCAGGAAAAGGAAGUUGAAAAAGUAACGAGCCAAGAAAAAAAACGUGAUGAAACAAAAAGUCUUAAAAGCAAUGCUGAUCAUGUACAAAGUCCUCCGCGAACAAGGACUCUAAGGUCAAGAGUUAUUGAACAGAAUUCUCGAGCCAAUAGUGUCAAGGUAAAUAAAACGGUUCAUUUUGAGGAGGAGAUUCAAAAACCGAAUGAAAAAGAAUCAACGAGACGAACACGAGCGAGAAAAGUGCCUGCACCUUCAACGAGCAAAAAAGCAGACAGUGAUUCUGACUUUGAGAUGGAAGAAAAAUCGUCAAAAAAUCAAGCCAGCACGAGUCAAAAACAUAUUAUGUCAGAAAGCGAUUCCGACGAUGAAUUUGAACCAAAACCGCCUCCUAAAAAAAGAAAAAUAAUACAUUCGAAAAAAAGUGACUCUCCUCGGGUUUCUAUUGAUAGAAGAGUUUUAUCUUCUGACGAAGAAGAAUCAUCGGAAAUCGUCGAUGCCAAAGGAGCUCAAAACGUUUGGAUCGAGGUUUAUGUUGAGUCCGAGGAGAGCUGGAUCAGUAUUAGUGUGCCCGAUAACAAAAUCCAUUGCGUCAGUGAAAUCUAUAAAAAAGCCCCAAAGCCUGUGCUAUACGUUGUUGCCUGGAAUUCGGUUGGCACGUUGAAGGAUGUCACGCGAAGAUAUUGUCCUCACUGGCUAACGGAAACUCGAAAAAAGCGCGUUGACGAAAAUUGGUGGACUGAAACGUUGCUUCCGUGGAAAGAAAAUGACAGUGUACUGUCCAAAGCCGAAGACGAGAUGCUUUUACAACGUGAAUUGGAGCAGCCUCUACCAACAACAGUGGGAGAGUGCAAAGGACAUCCGUUGUAUGUUUUAACGAGGCAUUUGUUAAAAUUUGAAGCCUUGUAUCCCCCGGAAUGUGUUCCUCUUGGUCACACGCGGACAGGAGAAGCAAUUUAUUCGCGUCACUGUGUUCACACUUUAUGCUCCCGUGAGACCUGGAUAAAGAAAGCUCGUGUCGUAAAACCCGCUCAAAUUGCCUACAAAACCGUUAAAGCACUACCAAAGUACGAUAAGCUCUCCGGGAUUAAAUUGAAAGAUCAGCCGCUCGAAUUGUUUGGCAAAUGGCAAACAACACCAUAUGUUCCACCUGAAGCUAAAAACGGCAUUGUGCCCAGAAAUGAAUAUGGAAAUGUUGAUCUUUUCCAACAAUGCAUGCUGCCUAAAGGAACCGUCCAUAUUAAUCUUCCAGGGUUGAACCGAAUAGCGAGAAAAUUAGGAAUAGAUUGUUCGCCAGCAGUAGUUGGUUUUAACUUCGGGUGUCGUGGAGCUUUGCCAGCAUUUGAAGGUUUCGUCGUAUGUGAAGAAUUCGAGGACACGUUACGAGAAGCUUGGGAGACCGAGCAGAUCGAAGCGCACAAGCGAGCGGUGGAGAAACGCGAAAAGCGAAUUUACGGUAAUUGGAAAAAACUCAUAAAAGGAUUGUUCAUAAGAGAGAGGCUUGCGGCGCGUUAUGAUUUCACCAAUGAUGACGAUGACAACAACGAUGACGAGAAAAAGCCAUCCUCGUCUUCAAAACAUGGCAAAAGCAAAGCCUCGCAAACAAAAAAAUCGAAUGCGAAAAAAGUAAAAACUUCCUAAAAAAAAAACGAAAGAAAUUUUGACGAUUUUUCUUCCAUCAGCAACGCUGAAGUACUUAUUAAUUAUCCGAUUAAGUUGCCUUUCUUUCUACAUACAUAUUUAUUUUUCAUUCGUUUUUUUUACAUCGAAAUUUAUUUAACGUUUCCCGCAUGUACAUAAUGCACAGUAUCGCUAAGAAAACUCGUGUGAUUUGGUCCAAUAGGAUCACAAUUCACAUGAGAGGAUUCAGUAUUCUAUCUCGAACAAUAGACAUGUACAGUGUUAUGAAAGUAAGUGAGAUUAUGGUCAAUAAAAACUAUACUUACGAUUA
Venturia canescens is the source of this 3572-nucleotide messenger RNA. It is a transcript of the gene Xpc, whose product is annotated as DNA repair protein complementing XP-C cells homolog. Bases 341 to 3262 code for a protein of 973 amino acids. Gene Ontology annotation, biological process: mismatch repair; nucleotide-excision repair. Gene Ontology annotation, cellular component: cytoplasm; nucleus; XPC complex. The transcript is spliced from 6 exons. The record is from RefSeq and is a predicted model, not a curated record. Gene Ontology annotation, molecular function: single-stranded DNA binding; damaged DNA binding. Lineage: Eukaryota; Metazoa; Arthropoda; Insecta; Hymenoptera; Ichneumonidae.